AUGACAGCAAUUGAAGAAAUGGCUGGAAUGGAUGUCCUCUGUAGUGAUAAAACUAGAACUCUUACCCUGAAUCGCCUCACUGUCGAUCGAAACCUUAUUGAGGUUAUUCAAGAAGGGAAAAAUCUUUUUGUCUACAGGCAUGUGCAAACAUCACAGAAGUGCAUUUCCUUCAUUUCAAUCCAGUGGAGAAAUGCACUCCAAUUACGUACAUUGAUUCUAAUGGCAACUGGUAUCGGGCCAGCCAAGGAUCUUUUGAACAGAUUGGUUUUUGAUGAUGUUUGGAAGCAUACUUGUAAAUCAAGAUCAAGUGUUGAAUUUUUUUUUUCUUGA
Molecule: messenger RNA, 330 nt
Organism: Camellia sinensis
Lineage: Eukaryota; Viridiplantae; Streptophyta; Magnoliopsida; Ericales; Theaceae
Source: RefSeq, a predicted model, not a curated record